Halteromyces radiatus is the source of this 1252-nucleotide messenger RNA. Its product is annotated as Eisosome component PIL1-domain-containing protein. Gene Ontology annotation, cellular component: plasma membrane; eisosome filament. Lineage: Eukaryota; Fungi; Mucoromycota; Mucoromycetes; Mucorales; Cunninghamellaceae. Gene Ontology annotation, biological process: endocytosis; negative regulation of protein kinase activity; eisosome assembly. The coding region runs from base 7 to 1182 and encodes 391 amino acids. The transcript has 3 exons. The record is from RefSeq and is a predicted model, not a curated record. Gene Ontology annotation, molecular function: lipid binding.
CACAAGAUGAAUUUCAAAGAUCUCCAAUUCUCUUUGGGUAAACUUAGUAGUGAUGUCAAGUCUCAUAUGGCUAAAAACAAUCCACUUCAUAAACAAGAUACCAAAGCCUUAUCAGUAUGGAUAUUUCAAGAACGAAAUGAUCUAGCCACUAUGCGUACUUUGGCUUAUCGACGUAGAGAAACCACCAAAAGUUUCAGGGAAUGGGCAACUCAACCUGAUCAAGAUGAUGACUUCACUGACCUUCAAGAUAUUGGUGAUAAGUUGGCUACACUUCUUGAAAAGGCAAAUGAAAUUGAACAACAAUAUGCAGUGCAUUAUCAACAAUAUCGACAAGCCAUCAAAUCAAUUCGUGAACGUGAAGAUUUGCUUUGUGAUCAUCGUGAAAAAAGACGUUCGCUUGCCGCCCGAUUACAACAUUUAGAUAAGACCAAUCCAACAUCACCUCGACGACAGGACAUUGAGACUGAAUGGAUAGCUUUAGAUAACGAUACACGACAAGCAGAAAUGGAAUUGGGUGAUUUUAAACGAUUUGCACUCAAGGAAGCCUUCUAUAGUCGAUUCAAUGCCAUGGUGGAAUACGCUGACAAGAUGAAAAUGAUUGCCGGGUUUGGGAAAUACAUUGUGGAUUUAUUGGAUGUAACCCCUACUGUUGACAACUCGUUUAAACGAAAACCUUAUACAAGUGAAUCCCAAUCCAGUCUUAUUUUGAACGAUUGUCUACUGGCCCUGGAUCAAUGGACACCGUGUGAAGAGGAUGAACGUCCCACUCUUGCUUUCCAUGACGAUUUCAAUGACGAUGCCACGUUUUUGACGGAAGAGGAUAUAGCCUAUUAUCAUGAACAAGGAUUAUUACCAACGACAUCAGAUCAACGGAUUUAUUACAAAACAAUCGAUGAAAAAAAACAACAUCCAUCCGCAAUGGAAAAACAUAAUGAAGCACAAACUGAAAAUGUAUAUCCCAAUGCCCCUCCACCUGCCUAUACACCACCACCAUCAUCAUCAUCUGCAGAUCAGACAGCAAAUAAUGUAGAUACUAUAUCAACCUCUCAAGAUAUGGAUUAUUAUAAGAUGUAUCGUACUCAACUGACUCACCAAUCAUCUAGACGUCGUCGGUCCUAUUCAGAUUUCCAACAACAAUUCAAUUCAUCAUCUCAACAACUUAUCAAACAAAAAGAAGGCUAAUAUAUCCUUUUGUUUUUUUUGUUUUACUUCUCUUGACUUGUCUUUUUUUUAUUUUUAUUUUUAUUUUUUU